Messenger RNA from Oryctolagus cuniculus (rabbit), 2297 nucleotides. The record is from RefSeq and is a predicted model, not a curated record. NCBI's taxonomy places the organism in Eukaryota, Metazoa, Chordata, Mammalia, Lagomorpha, Leporidae.
CCCUGUGCCCGCCUUUGGGAGGGCUGCGCUCGGGUAGCGAGUCUUGGCGACCUUGUGUGGAAUGUUUGCGCGUGAUGCGUGCCUGUGCGGACUGGCGUGUCGGCUGUGGCCGCCACCACCUCCACCUCCCGGCCAUCCUCGACAAGAUGCCUGCGCCCGGCGCCCUCCUCCUGCUCGCGGCCGUCUGCGCCUCCGGCUGCCUGGCGUCCCCGGCCCAGCCCGAUGGAUUCGCCAUGGGUCGGGCCCCUCUGGCACCUCCCUACGCCGUGGUCCUCAUUUCCUGCUCCGGCCUGCUGGCCUUCAUCUUCCUCCUCCUCACCUGUCUGUGCUGCAAACGGGGGGAUGUUGGUUUCAAGGAGUUCGAGAACCCGGAAGGCGAGGACUGCUCCGGGGAGUACACUCCCCCGGCCGAGGAGACUUCCUCCUCUCAGUCGUUGCCUGAUGUCUACAUCCUCCCGCUGGCCGAGGUCUCCCUGCCAAUGCCUGCGCCGCAGCCUUCACACUCAGACAUGACCACCCCUCUGGGCUUGAGCCGCCAGCACCUCAGCUACCUGCAAGAGAUUGGCAGCGGCUGGUUUGGGAAGGUGAUCCUGGGAGAGAUUUUCUCCGACUACACCCCAGCCCAGGUGGUGGUGAAAGAGCUCCGAGCCAGCGCGGGGCCACUGGAGCAACGCAAGUUCAUCUCGGAAGCACAGCCAUACAGGAGCCUGCAGCACCCCAACGUCCUGCAGUGCCUGGGCCUGUGUGUGGAGACGCUGCCCUUCCUGCUGAUCAUGGAGUUCUGCCAACUGGGGGACCUGAAGCGGUACCUCCGGGCUCAGCGGCCCCCUGAGGGCCUGUCCCCCGAGCUGCCCCCUCGGGACCUGCGCACCCUGCAGAGGAUGGGCCUGGAGAUUGCCCGGGGGCUGGCGCACCUGCACUCGCACAACUACGUGCACAGCGAUCUGGCCCUGCGCAACUGCCUGCUGACCUCUGACCUCACUGUGCGCAUCGGAGACUACGGGCUCGCCCACAGCAACUACAAGGAGGACUAUUACCUGACGCCGGAGCGCCUAUGGAUCCCGUUGCGCUGGGCGGCGCCCGAGCUCCUCGGGGAGCUGCACGGCACCUUCAUGGUGGUGGACCAGAGCCGCGAGAGCAACAUCUGGUCCCUGGGGGUGACCCUGUGGGAGCUGUUUGAGUUCGGGGCGCAGCCCUAUCGCCACCUGUCGGACGAGGAGGUCCUGGCCUUCGUGGUCCGCCAGCAGCACGUCAAGCUGGCCCGGCCGAGGCUCAAGCUGCCCUACGCCGACUACUGGUAUGACAUCCUGCAGUCCUGCUGGCGGCCGCCCGCCCAGCGCCCCUCGGCCUCUGACCUCCAGUUGCAGCUCACCUACCUGCUCUCGGAGAGGCCCCCCCGGCCGCCCCCGCCGCCACCCCCGCCCCGAGACGGCCCCUUCCCCUGGCCCUCCCCAUCGCACAGCGCGCCGCGCCCCGGGACCCUCUCGUCCCCGUUCCCGCUUCUGGAUGGCUUCCCCGGGGCUGACCCCGACGACGUGCUCACGGUCACGGAGAGCAGCCGCGGCCUGAACCUCGAGUGCCUAUGGGAGAAGGCCCGGCGGGGGGCGGGCCGGGGCGGGGCGGCGCCCCCCUGGCAGCCCGCGUCCGCGCCACCGGCCCCCCACGCCAACCCUUCCAACCCCUUCUACGAGGCGCUGUCCACACCCAGCGUGCUGCCCGUCAUCAGCGCCCGCAGCCCCUCAGUGAGCAGCGAGUACUACAUCCGCCUGGAGGAGCACGGCUCCCCCCCGGAGCCCCUCUUCCCCAACGACUGGGACCCUCUGGACCCAGGCGUGCCUGCCCCCCAGGCCCCGCAGGCCCCUUCCGAGGUCCCCCAGCUAGUGUCCGAGACCUGGGCCUCCCCCCUCUUCCCGGCGCCUCGGCCCUUCCCGGCCCAGUCCUCGGCAUCAGGCAGCUUCCUGCUGAGCGGCUGGGACCCCGAGGGCCGGGGUGCGGGGGAGACGCUGGCCGGAGACCCUGCCGAGGUGCUGGGGGAGCGGGGGACCGCCCCUUGGGCCGAGGAGGAGGAGGAGGAAGAAGAGGGCAGCUCUCCGGGGGAGGACAGCAGCAGCCUUGGGGGUGGCCCCAGCCGCCGGGGCCCCCUGCCCUGCCCCCUGUGCAGCCGCGAGGGGGCCUGCUCCUGCCUGCCGCUGGAGAGGGGAGAUGCUGUGGCCGGCUGGGGGGGGCACCCUGCCCUUGGCUGUCCCCACCCCCCCGAGGACGACUCGUCUCUGCGGGCAGAACGGGGUUCCCUGGCC